Molecule: messenger RNA, 1955 nt
Organism: Carica papaya (papaya)
Lineage: Eukaryota; Viridiplantae; Streptophyta; Magnoliopsida; Brassicales; Caricaceae
Gene: CDC6
Product: cell division control 6
Biological process (GO): DNA replication initiation; cell division; mitotic DNA replication checkpoint signaling
Cellular component (GO): nucleus
Molecular function (GO): DNA replication origin binding; ATP hydrolysis activity
Source: RefSeq, a predicted model, not a curated record
UCCCAAAUCUCACCAGAGUCUAAACGGAAUCGCUCGGUUUCUUUUGCUGUUUUAUAUUCAAUUAGGAUUUCGUCUGUAAUGCUAACUAUAGCUGUGCCUAAUUCUUCCCCGUGCAAGGAGAUCGUGGCCGUCGGAUCGGAUACGGUCGGCGAAGUAGGCGGCAUCUCGACUCCUCGGAAACGGAAGUUGAGAUCUGAUAUGGCGGCAACGCGGACGAGGCAGACCUCUACACCGAUGAAACGGAAAUCGCCUCGUAGAUGCGUCAAUUCGAGUCCGAACACUCCUGAAAGUGGAAUUAAGGAACAGUUGAGUGAGGAUCGGGUGAGAUCACGCAAAUCACCAGUGAAGAAAUUAAUCAAUUGUUUUAAUGACAAACAGAGUUGGAAUCCUAGAGAUAAUGAGCAAAUGAGGGCUGUGAAAGAGGCAUUGCAUGUAUCUACAGCACCGUCAAACGCUGUGUGCCGCGAGGAUGAGCAGAAAAGGGCCUUUGACUUUGUUAAGACUUGUAUGGAACAAGAGAAAGCUGCAAGUUUAUACAUAUGCGGAUGCCCAGGGACCGGAAAAUCUUUAUCAAUGGAGAAAGUGAAAGGACAAUUGAUUGAUUGGGCAAAAGAGGCCGGUUUGCAGCCACCUGAUGUUUUAGCUAUGAAUUGCACUUCACUCACAAACACAACAGAGAUUUUCAGCAAGAUACUUGGCAAGCACCAACCUAGGAAGAAACUAAACGGCUCGGCUUCAGCUCUACAGUUCCUCCAGAACCUAUAUUCUCAGAACCAAUAUCCAUCUGGCUCAAAGAUGAUGCUUGUAAUUGCUGAUGAACUAGAUUAUCUAAUCACAAAGGAUCGGGCUGUUCUUCAUGACCUUUUCAUGCUUACAACCUUACAAUUCUCUAGAUGUAUUCUAAUAGGAAUUGCAAAUGCCAUAGAUCUAGCAGAUCGUUUUCUUCCAAGACUCAAAUCAUUGAAUUGCAAGCCUAUGGUUAUAACUUAUCGAGCCUACUCUAAAGAUCAAAUCCUUGCGAUACUUCAGGAGAGGCUCAAGGCACUCCCUUACAUUGUAUAUCAACCACAAGCUUUGGAGCUCUGUGCCAGAAAAGUUGCUGCUGCAUCUGGAGAUAUGCGGAAAGCUCUCUGUGUUUGCAGGAGCGCAGUGGACAUGCUAGAAACUGAACUGACAGAAUCUAUGGGCAAACUAAAUUUGGCAUUGGGUGAAGGAGAAUCUUUUGAUCAGGAGAUAUCUCCAUCUCCUGAGAAUAAUAUUGUAAGGCUUGACCAUAUGGCAGUUGCUUUAUCAAAGACAUUCAAAUCACCAAUAGUUGACACAAUACAGUCUCUUCCUCAACAUCAGCAAAUUAUACUUUGCUCUGCUGUGAAAUUUUUUCGUGGAGGAAAGAAGGAUACUACAGUAGGAGAGUUGAAUAAAUCUUACCUAGAUAUAUGCAAAUCGUCACUCAUGCCACCUGUUGGAAAUUUGGAAUUUUUGAGUAUGUGUAAAGCGCUAAAGGACCAGGGACUUGUUAAACUAGGUCAAGGCCGCGAAGAUAGAUCGAAAAGGGUAACACUAAAGGUAGAUGAAUCGGACAUCACAUUUGCAUUGCAGGGAGUUCGUUUCUUUCGAAAUUGUCUUAAAUAAUUUUUUCACAAUCGGAGAUUCCUGAUGUCAGUGGAUACUCCUCUACCGUUCAACAUCUGCAAGUAACCAGAUGUAAAAGUCGUAUGUGAAACUCAAGAGUUCAAACCAAAUGGUUGUACCCGUGAGGAUCUCGGUCAACAAAGAAAUUGUGAAGUCCCACCAUAAUGUUAGGAGUUUCAACAGAAGAGGCUGGAGAACAAGAUAUUCCAAUACCAGAAGUAUACAUGAAAAUUAUCUUGCACACAAAAAAUAGUUUUCUUGUAAUUUUUUACUUAAUCCAUGAUUUGAGGAAUUAAUGAAUAACCCAUCUGCUGAGCCGUUUG